Molecule: messenger RNA, 2264 nt
Organism: Ostrinia furnacalis (Asian corn borer)
Lineage: Eukaryota; Metazoa; Arthropoda; Insecta; Lepidoptera; Crambidae
Product: kelch-like protein 12
Exons: 4
Coding region: 186-1460 (424 amino acids)
Biological process (GO): regulation of transcription by RNA polymerase II
Cellular component (GO): nucleus
Molecular function (GO): protein binding
Source: RefSeq, a predicted model, not a curated record
GGCAACACAGGCUACGACGCGCUGCCGCGCACAGCAGCUGUCACGUUUCUAUCGCAUAUUUUGAUAAAAUAUUUCAUCAAAAUAAUACAACGCAAACUUUAUUUUUGUGUUUAUUUAGUGAAAAAUAGUGUAGUUAACAGUAAGUCUAAAAUAGCUCUUCAGAUGCGAUCGAAAAGUGAUUAGAAAUGGACCAACAAUUUUCAUUGUCUUGGAAUAACUUCCAUGGAAACCUCACGAAGGGAUUCGCCGGUUUACUGGGUAAUGGUGAAUUCGUCGACGUGACUAUUGCCGUAGAAGGACACCUGUUACAAGCGCACAAAGUAAUACUUUCAAUAUGCUCCCCAUAUUUCAAGAAGAUGUUCCAAAUGAAUCCGUGUCAACAUCCUAUUGUGGUGUUGAGGGAUGUGACACAUAAAGCCAUGCGAGACCUCCUUCAAUUCAUGUACCAUGGGGAAGUCAGUGUUAAGAGAGAGGAUCUUACUAGUUUUAUAGGCACAGCUGAGGUAUUGCAAAUCAAGGGGCUGACUAACAAAGAGACUGAAGAUGAUCCUGAGAAAGAACAAGAGUUUUCCAAACACAACAUAGAAAACCACAAUGGCUCUCCUGAUGGGAAUUCAAGUGUGUCAGACAUAGUUGAUACCACCAUUGAUGAUGUCACACCUAAUAAUGAACUAGAUCUUUUAAAACAAAGGCAAUUCAUUGAAAAGUUGCAAAGACUUAGUAAUCUAAAAAGAAAAUCUGAAGAAUUCCUCCAAAAAAGCUACUAUGCUGACUUAAUAAACCCUGAAAAAAGGUCUAAGACCAAAGACAAACCGUAUUCUAAACAAAACAACCAUAUGGCUCAAAGCUAUGAGAAUUUAAAAAGCUUAUAUGAAGAAAAGGCAUUAGAUGUUUCAAAUGCAUAUAAUUCUCACAUUCAAAAUGCUUGUAAUAAUGCAGAGAAAGAUUUGAAUGACAAAGCUAAAAAUCAGACUCCAUUUGAAAAUAAUAUAGAAUUGAAAACGGAAAGUGAUGAUAUGGACAUAAUAGUAACAGAUCCUGCAGUUUGCACCACUCCAAAGUCUUAUGAUGGGUCUAGAGAUGGAAAGAAAGACUUGUCAAUACCUUUGGAUUACCACUCACCUCAAGAUAAUUGUACCAGCUUAAACUCAUUGUUUAACGACCUAAAAAACUUAGUGAACGGUAAAGUGACUAACACCACGUUGAGAAAUAACACAAAUGAAGAACACCCACGGACUACAAUGGAGCAUCGACUUGUGACGAUUCCACAAAAAGAAGACGGAAAAAAGAAAUAUCCACAACGGUCGUGCAGACUCUGCUGGAAAAUAGGGAAGAGAAGGGACACAAGAUUUAUGUGUAACGCUUGUGAAAUGCCCUUUUGCAAAUCUCCAUGUUUUGAAAUACACUUCAAUGAUGUACUAAAAGUAUCUCAACUCCAGGGUGACUACUAUGCAACAUAAUAUCAAACUAAAUCAAAAUACAUAUAAUUCAUAUUCACUAAGGAACUUUAUAGUUAAGAUUUAAUAUAAUAUUCAUAUUUUUAUCAAAAAGUAUCUCUUUAGCUUAGCAAAGCCAGCAGUUUUGAGCUGUAAAAACUAAAAGGAUCAUAGAUUCCAGAGAACAUGGGGACCAAAUUCCUGUAUAUUGCAAAAUGCUAUCUAUUGUUAAUAAUAACCUUUUAAAUACUCUAUAUUGUUAGAUAAGGCUGUUCUGUAUGAAAUCAUAAAGCACAAUAAGUUAAGUAAACUACUGUGAUAGCGGUAAUCUGCUCUCAAGUGCCAAUUAAAAGUCGAACAAAUUAUAGUAGAAGUAUAUCACUUUCGGUCUGUGCCAUCAAACUAUACCAUAAAAAUCAAGACUUGUUGCUCAUAUUCUAGUCUAUUUAUUGUAUUAGUAUUAGAUUUGAUUUUAUAGGAUCACUUACAUUUUUGGUAUAUGCAAAAAAAAACUGCAAUGACUUAAAAUUAAACUUUAUAAUACUUUAAUAAUAUGCGUGUCCAACAUGCUCAUGGAUGGAUUGCAGAAAAAUAUUUUUCUAAUCUAUGUAAAAUUAUGAGACAUUUUCAUUAUAAAUGAUUUCUUAAAUUUUAAUGAUCUCUGAGUGACUGUAGAAUAAGUACUAUAUUUUAAGAUUAAGUAUACAGUGAGAGAUUGCAUUCCGAAAACUAUAGCAUAUCAUUUGGUCUUUAUUGGAAAAUAUUUCUAUGAUAAUGCGCAUAGUGUAGCUCAUUAGGGAACUAAAUUAUAUUAAAACUUACAAAAAA